AUGUCAAUAAAUGCCGUAGACUCGAAAAAACUGGUUGAAGCUCUUCUUGGAGACCUACGUCUUCUAUCACAAGAAGCCAAAAAGAAGCAAAAUCACGUAAAGGAAUCAGCAGAAACAGGAGUAGUUCGAAUCCGAAAUAUUAGCACAGCUUCAGUUGGCGAUACAGUGCUUAUCACAAAUCUCCGAGCUGCAUGUACAGAAUUAUUACAUCCGUUAGUUCUAGCAUGUGAAACAAGACAUACAAGACUGGUUCAAAUUGCAUUACAAGGAAUCCAGAGACUCGUACAACAUAGGAUUCUGAGCGGGAAUGGCGCUACAAUUGUGACAAAUGAACUGUGGGCUCUUGUGGAAGCAGAAUGCGAGGAACUUCGUGUGCUUCAAACUGUCCCUCCACUAGUUUCAUCGGAAUUGAUCGUCACUGGAAAUACACUAGCGAAAUGUGUCGUUAUGUGCUUCCGUCUCCACUUCGCUAAAGAUCCCAUAGUCAUAAACGCCGCUUCUGCUGCUGUCCGACAACUAGUUUCUACUGUCUUCGAGCGAGUCAUUCAAGAAGAUGGAAUAUUCUCUUCAGAACUCACUGUUGUGAAUCCAUCCGGAGGUCGUCCAAGUCCAAGAGCUGCACCUCCAACGCUGAGGCCUUGUGCUGCAGACGCAUACAUGCUUUUCAAAGAUUUAUGUCUGCUGAUAAACGGAGAAGCACCAACUUGGCUAGUUGGAAUACAAGAGAUGACAAGAACAUUAGGACUAGAACUUCUGGAGUCGUUGCUGAAAGGAUAUCCUUCAGUGUUCAUCAGACACACAGAAUUCGGUGACUUAUUGAAAGACGACGUAUGUCCAUUGAUAAUCAGAUUGUUUUCGCCGAAUGUUAAGGCGAUGCACAUUAAUUCCCAACAUCCUUCUUCUCGAAUCAGCAACGCGUCUAUGAGCAAUUAUCCUCCUACAGUAUCUCAUGAUCGACAGUCUUUUCCGAUUUCAAUGCGUCUAGUUCGAAUCGUUACUCUUCUCGUCCAGUUCUAUCAAAACAUAUUGCACACAGAGUGCGAAAUUUUUAUAUCAACUCUGCUGAAAUUCGUGGAUGGAGAUAGAAAAGGAUGGCAAAGACCACUUGCACUAGAAUCGUUGCAUCGUAUAAUUUCCAGUACGGAUCUUGUGAAAUGGAUGACAGAAUCGUUCGAUUGCCGGCCCAAUUCAACUCAUGUUCUUGAACAAGUCGCAGUGGAGCUUUCUGUAGUUGUACAGCAAUGCUUAGUCUGUACUACAUUUUCAAGUGAUCAGGAUAAUGAACUAGAUCGUAGUCAGGAAGAUGGAGGACCAGGCUUCCUUGUCAAAGGGUUAUGGGUUCCCUAUGUUGAGCAUUUGACUUCGAAGAAGACCAUACUGUUAGACUCUUUGGAUAGAAUGGAUGCAGUUGCGAUCUCAGAAGGAUAUGUUCUCUCCCGUUGUUGCGUGGCUCUCUGUGAUUUGACCCAGGCUGUUUAUGCCGUCAUAGAUAGAUUAUGUGUUCUUGAUGAGAACUGCGAAGCUGGAAGUUCAGAAGAAAACCUAAGAAUUGCAAAAGUGGCAUAUGCAAAUACCCAACCAAGCAUCCUUGCUGCAAUUGGAAGCCUUCUUGCUGCAAGUACCGAUGAGAUUGUUAGCGAUCAAUUACUUUGUUGCUUAUCUACGCUCAUUUCUGCUGGUUGUCGUGUUGGAGCAGACCAAGAUCUUCACAGAAGUGUCUAUGUACUUGCAAUUAUGAGUCUUCCAUCUCCAUCCUACUUGAAUCAAUUCGCUGGAAUCCCACCCCCAAGUCCCGUCAGUAAACGAGAAGUUUCAAUCUCAGAACAAGUUUUCGAUUUGGAGUCGUGGCCAUCGACUGCACAAGUAACUGCCACCGGACCUCCAUGUCCUUGCCCUGUUGUUUCGACGGACUUAUGGAAUAAACAAGUGUUGCUCACUUCCAAAAAUCUACAAGCAGCUCGAACUUUUAUUGCAUCGAUCACCACCCACAUUAAAGAACUCAAUGGAUUAUGGUACCUUUGUAUGGCGACUUGUGAGCACCUCUCAUGGCUUCUUGCCAUGCGUCCAACUCAAAUCGGACAGUUUGAACGGGAAACCAGGGAUGACCAUUCAAAUGGACCGACGGUUGUCACGAAUGCAGCACUUGGAGACAUAGGAAUGCUCUCUUCUUUGAUGGAUAAAGUUGCUCCAGCAAUUGCCGCUCUUCCAAACGAAGAAUUCCUAUUAGUAGUGGAUGCUUUGAUUCGGCUCUCCGAUGAAAGUCUGGCAGUUGCAGCUACUGGAAGAGAUAGUUCACUGUUUCCGCUGGCUGUUCUUUACAGAGUUUGCUCCUUAUCACUUUCUGGAAUCAACGUAUUCUGGGCAAAAGUCGCAAAUCAUUUCAUCAAAGUAUGCAAUCAUACCUCUGUGUCAAUGAGAGAUUGGGCAGCAGUUGCACUGACUUCGUUGGCUAAACAUGCUAUAAAAUCGAAGACUUCGAUGGAUCCAAAAAGCCAACAAGAAAUGGUUAUUGCUUCUCUUCUAGCCCUGUGCUCUAUUCCACACAUUCAAGUUCGAAGGAGACAGUUGGACUGCGUUAUGUCAUUGAUGCAGACAGAUGGAUCCUCUUUACUCUCAACAUCGUGGCCAAACGUCAUACAAAUAAUCUCAUCAAUCAUUGACAAUGAUACAGGAUGUGAACUAUCUCUGGUGCGACAAGGAUAUCUUGGGCUUCGGUUAGUAUCAUCCGAUUUCUUGCAAUCAAUUCCUUUUGACUGCAUUUCUGGACUUGUCGAAGCAAUUUCCCGUUACUCUAAACAAAACACAGAUCAGAAUAUUUCUUUGUCCGCAUUGACUUUACUGUGGACAAUUUCCGAUUUCAUCUAUCGAAAAAUGGAGUCAGUUGGAAAUGAUGCAUCUGAAGCAGUAUGGAUGGUCCUGUAUACUUGUCUGUCGGAAUCUUGCGUGGACACAAGAUUUGCUGUUCGGAAGUCAGCAUGCCAAACCCUUCUUCAAACGGUUACAGCUCAUGGACAUGCUCUCCGAGCACCUGCAUGGCACCACGUGAUUUGGCAAAUAAUUAUUCCACUAUUGGAUAAAGUGAGAUCACAAACACGAUGUGCAUCAACAGAAAAGUCGAAUGGAGAACUCAUUAUGCAUCAUUCAAGAGAUACAGAACAGAAACAAUGGACCGAGACAUGUAUUCAUACACUUUCUGCCAUAUCCAAAAUAUUCAAUUCUCAACGUAAAUCCUUAUUGGCACUUAAUGAUUUCGGUGCCGUUUGGGAAGCGUUUCUUGGAUAUCUGGACUGGGCAGCAUGCUAUGAAAAUGCCGAAUUGUCACUGUCUGCUAUAAGAAGCUAUCAAGAAGUACUUCUUGGAAAAAUAUCGUCUCAAACUUUGAAUGUAAACAGUCAUGAAAAGAGCAACGGUUCGGAAUCAACACUUGACACCGUUGCUCCUGAGCUACCCCAAGCACAAUGGGUCGAGUCUUGGAAAGUUUGGUUAAGAAUUUCAAGAGGUCUGGCAAGACAGGGAUGUGCUGCUGUGGCGAAUUCUGUGAAUGCUGAUACAAAAUCAACAUCGUCUACUCCUCGAAUGAACUCCUCCACAUCUUCUUUGACGUCUCUUGCGCCUGGUGUUUAUGUCCCUGGACCUUCUCACUUGACAGCCAUUCUUCACAUUUUCCCACCAUUAUUUGACAAAGUGGCCAAAUGUAUUACUGUAGAUGACCUGAAGUACGAAAGUCUCCCAGCUGUGUUGGAAAGUAUGAUGAACGUUCCAAUUCCAUCCGAACAAGCACCAUUCGUUCUUCCAUCUUCAACCACACAUUUAACGCCUACACAAGAAGCUCUUCUCGAAGCUGUUAAAAUUGUAUAUGUAGAAUGCACUAUCUCGGGAACAACGUUACGAACAGCGAUUCCCGACCAAAUCAGACUUUUACUGAAGUUUGCAAGUAUGGCUACUCAGAGGAUUUCCCCCAAUAAAGUAGCACCUGGAGGACAAAAAAGCUAUAGAGAUUACGCCCUCACCGCGAUCGUUCCGUUUUCGGAAUACUCACUUCGGAUCGCUAUUGAAUUCUUCACUUCGACUUCUCAAUAUCCAGAUGUAUCUAACUCGUUGAUUGCUAUAAACAUCAUAAAAUUCCUUGGAGAGCCUCUCUACAUGAAGUACACUUGUAUAUCAGCAAGCACAUGGAAACUAGCUGCUAGUUCAUUGAUGUCAGUUUUGAGAACAUCUAUUCCAUAUGCACGUCAGAAUCCUGAAGUGUUCCGAAGUUUGUGGUCUACUAUUUGUGAUACGAUGGAACGUUGGUUGUUUACUCCAAAUAAGUCAAGUCGCUUAGCUGCGGACGAAAGAAAACGAGACGAACUGAUGGAAUGUCAGGCGAUUGAAAUAAUCAGAAAUGAGAUGCUUGCCUAUGCGUCUCGUCUGCCUCAAGAAGAUGUUCAACGAUUGAUUUCCCUUCUCCAUCGAGGAUCCAUUUCUCAAAUAGAUUCUACAGAUGUGCUCGACUCCCAUACCCAACGUAAUGAGCUGGCAAAAGCAUGUUUCGAUGCUCUUCUGAUGUCGACCGAUGGUGCACAGGCUGGCGCUGAGGAGGACGACCACAGAGGGAUUUUGGGAAAUGUCGCGGUCACAAGUCUCCUCCAAAGAUGCACACAGGUCAUGGCGGAUUUCUGUAAGGAUUGGUCAGCUGCUGGAGAUCUUCGCCUACCAAGAUCCCGGAUCCUAGAAAUCAUAUCAGCACUUCAAGCAAUUGAUUCUCUGAUUGCUCGACUUGCAAGAGAUCCCAGAAUGACGGAACUCUACUCUCAACUUGUUUCUCUAUUUCCAUCCGUCGUAGAUGUCAUGCCAUGCUGUCAUGCUGAUGGUCAACUCGAACAGCAGCUCAUCAAAACGAUAAAAUCUUAUCAAACACUUUUCCUUCUCCAAAACAUACCGCAAUCCACAGUGUAA
Molecule: messenger RNA, 4938 nt
Organism: Caenorhabditis briggsae
Lineage: Eukaryota; Metazoa; Nematoda; Chromadorea; Rhabditida; Rhabditidae
Exons: 12
Coding region: 1-4938 (1645 amino acids)
Source: RefSeq, a predicted model, not a curated record